AUGGAUGCCUCCGUUGGCUCGCUCCCUUUGGCCUCCGCGAACUCAGAUGCGCCAUCAUCCCAGAAUCGUGAGAUGCAUCAGCUGCCGCAUCUAAAGAUCCCUCCUCUCCGAGACCCUCUUCCACCACCAUCGCGGAAACCCCCGUCUCCACUUGAGCCCAAUGCCGGGACAAUCAGAGAGCCCAAAUAUAGCACCAAGUCAACGCUUACCGCGUCCAACCAGCAAUCAGAGCUCCCAACGGUAGCGGGGUUUCUUAACAAAACAACGCAAUCAGACAAGCCAACAGUCACAGACCCGAUACCAAGCGCUGACAACCCACCUAAAACAGUGCUCCCGGCUUUUAUCAACCUACGAGCUGUUGAAAAGUUACCCUAUUCCUCCUUCGAACAAGGGGCGUUGCCUCGUAAACGCCGCCGGGUCGACCAAUAUGCUGACACGUUCGGAGACCAUCUGCAGCUUCCAAUACCGAAAAAUCAGAAGGAGAUACCUAAACAACGUCCUCCUUUUGGACCUUUAACCAUCUUGAAUGGGUUAAAUGAGCCACCGCCAAAUGCCGCCCUAUUCCCACCCAUCGAACCCAACGGUUCUCUCAAUAUCCCGACAUGUGGAAUCCAGCAAAUAUCAACUGCAACCAACGGCUCAUUCAUUCAAAAUAAACCAAGGCAACAUGUUGAAGCUAAUGAAAAGUCUGUGGAUAAAGAUCGUAUUAUGGGUAACGCAGCCUCUCUAGAGAUACCUGCUUUGAGAACUGAGACUCAGGUAGAGUCGCAACAGCCUUUCGAGUGGGCGAAUAAUGAGGUUGAUCCAAAGGACAUGGGUAAAACCGCACCAAAAUUCCGACGGAGGAAAAAGGCUCGAAAAUGGACAGAUGAGGAGACCUACGACUUAUUACGCGGAGUUGUAAGGUGUGGAGUUGGUAAUUGGGCUUCCAUACUUGCACAAUCUGACCUAAACUUCAACGACAGGACGUCGGCAAAUCUGAAGGAUAGGUUUCGUGUUUGCUGUUCUUGGGCUUACGAACCUGAUGGAAAGCCCCAGACACUUGCAGAUAAUACGAAUAAUGGACAAUCUGGGAAGAUUUUCUUACCCGAUCCUAGGAAAACCAAGGGGAUUUCUGAACCAAAUUCUCUCACAAGUUCUGUGUCUACGCUUCAAAACAUUACAGGAAACAUUCCCCCUACCGCAUCUAAUUCCCACACCAUCUCUCCAUUUCCAUCCGGCAAGGAAGGCUCUGUUACAUCGGAAAUUACCACAGCCUCAUAUAAAUCCCACCGCAAAGCGUACCCUCCGGCAAGGGGAAGUGACGCUCUUUCAAAGAAAACAAAGUCUACAUUGAUUGCUCUUGGGUUGCCUGAUCCUGACACUACUGUCAAAGCAAACAGACGGUCAAGACGUCCUUUUUCGCAGGCGGAAGACGAAGCACUUCUCAAAGGCUACGCAGUCCAUGGCUUCCAAUGGACACUAAUACGCCAGGACAAGCAUCUUAAUCUAAUGCAUCGAAAAGCUACGGACCUUAGAGACAGGUUUAGAACUAAGUUUCCUAACGCUUACCGGGAAGGAGGAUCAGCGACAGCAAAAAUUAUACCAGCCCCCAGCAGCAAUACCAAUGUGCCAAGUACUGCAUCUGACACUGCUGAGGGCGAGAAACAAGGACCGUCUUUAACUGCCCUGACCGGCUCAACCACAAGAGAACACUUACAACGGUCUAAUUUUGACUCGCCUGUUGCAGAAUCCCGACUUGGCAAAGGAAAUCUUCGGCGGCCAAGUAAUAGUGGCACAGGUACAAAUACCACAGCAUGCGAACAAAAUGCAAAAACGAAACCAUCAUCCACACCUGCAAAUGACAUUUUCCUGUCUACUAUGACUGCGGGUGCAAUGCCUAUCGACCCUGCAAUGUUGCCUCCAGCACCACCAUUGAGCACUGCUUUCGCCUUUACAACUACAGAUGACGGUACAAGUGCCAGUGCUAGUGAAUCUACCUUAGGGCGAUCUGACGACGUCACUUUACCCCCGUUAGUAUGGGAAGAGUUAGGGUGA
Messenger RNA from Trichophyton rubrum CBS 118892, 2037 nucleotides. RefSeq lists its product as uncharacterized. The coding region runs from base 1 to 2037 and encodes 678 amino acids. The record is from RefSeq and is a predicted model, not a curated record. NCBI's taxonomy places the organism in Eukaryota, Fungi, Ascomycota, Eurotiomycetes, Onygenales, Arthrodermataceae. The transcript has a single exon.